UCUUUCUCACUUAUCUUCGCGUUUCUUUAGCGGCAACACGCAUUUCUCUCCUUCCUUCCUUUCUCCCAUUCCACACUCCAAUUUUUUCCAUUACCUCACAAAAAAUUUCCUCUCCUUUUCUCUCUCUUCCUCAUUAAUUUUCAGACGUACUCAUUUCACAUUUUGAUAAUCUCUUCAUUCCCCUUUUGCUCAAUCCUCUUCUAAUAAGCUUGUCCUGCUUGUUGUCGAUCCUUCAUCCCAAAGUCUGUUACUUUUCAUCGAAUUCCCUACGUGGGUUCAUAAUAUUUUUAAAUAGUAAUGUUGCUUCCUUCCCUCGUUAGCCAUUCGUUGGCUUCAUAAAUAGAACAUUUUUUGUUCGUCAAAUCCCUGAACAAAGUUGUGUUUCGAUCUAAAUGCAUGUUAUUCUUGCAGGUGGCUAUAUUUAUUGACUCAAAUUCUAGGAAACUAUGUCGAGUUUUGAGGGUGUACUUGUUUCUGAUCCAUGGCUACAGAGUCAGUUCACCCAAGUCCAGCUACGCACCCUCAAGUCCAAGUAUGUAUCAGUGAGAACACAAUAUGGUCGGGUCACGGUAGGAGAUAUGCCAGCCGUUUUCUCAAAACUAAAGGCCUUUAUCGACGUCUUUAGUGAGAAUGAUAUCAGUGCUAUGCUUCAAGAAUCAACUUCCAACAUGGAUGAAGAGAUCGAUUUCGAAUCAUUCCUUAGGGCAUACCUAAACUUGCAUGGACGAGCAUCCAUAAAAUCAAAAUCAUCAGGCAAAAAACUAGCAGGUUCAUCCUCAUUCCUCAAGGCGUCCACAACAACAUUCCACCACAACAUUAAUGAAUCUGAAAAGAAAUCUUAUGUCCAGCACAUUAAUAAGCACUUGGGAGAGGAUAAGUUCUUGAAGGACUACCUCCCCAUUGAUCCCUCAACAAAUGCUCUAUUUGAUCUUGUCAAAGAUGGUGUCCUCCUUUGUAAGUUGAUCAAUGUGGCUGUCCCUAACACAAUAGACGAGCGAGCAAUCAAUACAAAAAAAGCUCCUAAUCCAUGGGAGAGAAAUGAAAAUCAUACACUAUGCCUUAACUCGGCUAAGGCUAUUGGAUGUACUGUUGUCAAUAUCGGUACCCAAGAUCUCGUUGAAGCUAGACCUCAUUUGGUUCUUGGAUUGAUUUCUCAAAUUGUUAAGAUUCAACUCCUGACUGAUGUGAAUCUUAAGAACACGCCUGAGCUUGUUGAAUUGGUCGAUGAUAAUGAGGAAGUGGAAGAGCUUAGGAACUUAGCACCCGAGAAGGUUCUGUUAAAAUGGAUGAACUUCCAUCUAAAAAAGGCUGGAUAUACUAAGCAAGUAACAAACUUCUCUUCUGACGUGAAGGAUGGAGAAGCUUAUGCUUACCUCCUUACUGCUCUUGCACCGGAACUUAGUACCCCUGAUGCCUUGCAAGUUAUGGAUCCUACAGAGAGGGCAAAUAUGGUUAUUGAGCAAGCAGAAAAAUUGGAGUGUAACAAAUACCUUACUCCCACAGACAUUGUUGAAGGAUCAGCUAAUCUUAAUUUGGCAUUCGUCGCAGAAAUUUUCCAGCACAGAAAUGGAUUGAAUGCUACCGAAACCUCAAAAGUAUCCUAUGCAGAGAUGAUGGAGGAUGAUGAUCAAACUUCUCGAGAAGAGAGAUGCUUCCGACUAUGGAUCAAUAGUCUUGGGAUUCCUACACACUGCAACAAUGUCUUUGAGGAUGUUAGAAAUGGAUGGAUUAUUUUGGAAGUCCUCGACAAAGUCUCCCCUGGAUCAGUUAACUGGAAGCUGGCAACUAAGCCUCCCAUAAAGAUGCCUUUCAGAAAAGUUGAAAAUUGUAACCAGGUUAUACAGAUUGGAAGGGACAUGCAUUUCUCACUUGUGAAUGUAGCUGGGAAUGACAUUGUCCAAGGAAACAAGAAGCUUAUUAUAGCAUAUUUAUGGCAACUAAUGAGGUUCAGUAUGCUUCAACUACUGAGAAACUUGAGAUCUCACUCCAGUGAAGGUAAGGAGAUAACUGACACAGACAUUAUACAAUGGGCGAAUGACAAAGUGAAGAAGUCUGGUAAAACAUCUCAAAUGGAAAGCUUUAAGGAUAAAAACCUAUCUACUGGGGUUUUUUUCCUAGAGCUUCUCAGUGCAGUGGAGCCUAGGGUGGUCAACUGGGAAGUCUGUAGAGCUGGAGAAACUGAUGAGGACAAGAAGAUGAAUGCGACAUAUAUCAUCAGUGUUGCAAGGAAGCUUGGAUGUUCCAUCUUCUUAUUGCCUGAGGACAUCAUGGAGGUGAACCAAAAGAUGAUCCUGAUAUUAACUGCAAGCAUCAUGUACUGGAGCCUGCAACGAAAGCAUGGAGGAGGACACCAUACAUAUACUCCUCCUGUUAAUGCACCAGAAGAGCAUGCAGAAGAAGCUGAUGAUGAAGAUGUUGCAUCAGAUGCAACUGAAUAGCCUUUUUUAAAAAGAUACACCGUGGAGUUUUGUUUUCAUUGUUGUUUUCUUCUUCGUUUGAUAGAGAAAAAGACUUUAGUUUUUCAUGUUUCUGAAGCUAUACCUUUUGAAAUUUCCUUCCACGACGUUAUAUCUGCUGAAAGACCUUAAUGAAAGAGGGAAAAUGUUUUGUAAUGUUAUAGGUUAUUUUGAUGCAUAAUUUUGCAUGUGGUAUUUGGAGCAAAAUAAUGCAUUUAUUUGAGAAUGUGAUAGUUUUGAGUUAUUUCAAAAAAUACAUUAUGUAAAACUUA
Linum trigynum is the source of this 2728-nucleotide messenger RNA. The record is from the annotation of a GenBank genome assembly. Lineage: Eukaryota; Viridiplantae; Streptophyta; Magnoliopsida; Malpighiales; Linaceae.